GACGGCAUCUCCAGAGCGGGUGAUCGAGCGCACCCUCUCCUCUCAGACAGAGCGCUCCGGUAACGGUGCGGUGCUAAGCUCCGGUAACGGUGAAAACGGCUUUGUUUACCGCUAUAUUCACUCCAGCGACGAUGGCACACAAUCACGUUAGACGACAGAUGUCGGAAUCAGCCCUAGCUAACGGAAACCGGUGUCGUUGUGUGGCGGGAAGGUGUUUGUUGUUUAGCUUAGCUUAGCUUAGCUAUAGCUGCUUGUUUUUAACGGUUUACCGGGAGUUAGUUAGCCUCGGGAGGAGACAGAUAACCGGUUCAAGUUAACGGUUAAAUCUGUACCGGGACUGCUCCACGUGAUGGACGGAGGAGCGCUGCUGCUUUGGGACAAACGGAGCCGGUAAAACCUGCAGGAUGCUAACUAGCGGAUGUAGCUAGUUAGCAUCAGGCCUGAGUACCAGCACACUUCCUUCCUUUCCUUCCCUCCUCUCCUCGCUCCCUAGCUGCCCCAGGAGUACAGACCCUCUUCUUCCAUGAUCACGAUGGAGUCAGCCCUGAACCCGCUGCCACAGUUCCCAGAAAACUCCUAUAAAAUGACUGAGGAGGAUGUGAAGAGGCUGAUUGAGUUCAGGGCGUCCAACGAGGCUCUGUUCACGGGGAAACGAAACUCUGCCAAAAUAGCGUGGAGCACCAUCUUAAAGGGCCUGGGUCUGGAGGGGAAGCUGACAGCUGACCAAAUCGCCAAGAAAUGGGACAACCUUCGGACAAAAUACAAGGACCUGAAGCAGCCCUACCAGGGCCAGGACCACAUCGGGGGUGUCGUCGAGUCGUGGCCCUGGUUCCACAUCAUGGAUGAAGCCAUGCACGGUCGCCUCUACAACAGCAACCUGGUGCUGAGCCCGGAGACCGCCGGUAACGCCGGCCACCGCUGCAACAACCAGCCCAGCCAGAACCAGGAGAACACCGACAUCCUGGAGUUCCUCAUCAAAACGGAGAUGGAGGACACGGUGGCGCAGGAGGCUGCAGAGCAUGAUGGGACGGGCCACGCGGAGGCUGCUCCUGCUGAGGGAGUCCCUAUGGGCUGGAGGAGAAUGAGCGAGUGCUCCUAUAAAAUGACCGAACCAGAAACGGAAAGAAUGAUCAAACUUCGAGCUGCGAACGAAGCUCUCUUCACCGGCAGGAAACAUUCAGCCAAACCAGCCUGGAGAGCCAUCCUGUACGAACUGGGUCUGCAGGGGAAGCUGACCACCGAUCAGUUGGCAAAGAAGUGGGACAACCUGAAGAGGAGAUACAAGGUCCCUCUGUGGACGAUCUGUAGAGCUUUCUGUCUCUACCAGGAGCUGAAGUUUCCCGCUCGAGGUGUGGAGACCAACCCGAGCUCCUGGCCCUGGUUCUACCGAAUGAACGACGCCAUGGAGGGGCGCUUCGCCGGGGGGGCGCCCAUCCUCACGCCUAUCGUGGAGGAUGAAGAUGAGGACUGUGAGCCGCUGUCGCCGACGCCCAAGAAACGAGCCCGCCGCAGCCGAGGGGGGAUGGCGGAGUUCCUGACGGAGUCGGAGAUGGACCUGCUGGUUGAUAAUGAAGACAAGAACGGGUCCACGGCUCUGGGAGAUCUGCAGCGGAUGGCCGAGUUCACUUAUAAACUGACAGAAGAAGACACCAGGCGACUAAUUGAGUUACGAGCCGCUAACGAGUCUCUGUUUACGGGGAGGAGGAACACUGCCAAGCCGGCCUGGAGGGGGAUAGUGAAGGAGAUGGGUCUGACGGGGAAGAUAACACCUGACCAGGUCGCCAAGAAGUGGGACAACCUGAAGACCAAAUUCAAGGACCUGAAGUUCCCUCCUCGAGGGAUGGAGGGCCAGACUAACCCGGCCUCCUGGCCCUGGUUCCAGCUGAUGAGUGACGCUCUGGAGGGACGGCUGGCGGGAAAAGCUCCCAGAGUGACGCCCGUCUGGAGCAGCGAGGAGGACGGUGUCUUCGGCUCGUCUCCGCCUCCCGACAGAGACUGUCUGAUGGCGGAGAGGAGCAGCGUGUCGGAGCUGGAGAGCAUGGUGGGGGGCGACACCGCCGAUGCUGAUGGGAACGUAACCUACAUCGACGCCAGUGGAGAGGAGUGUUCGACGCCCUCAGACCUCUCCUAUAAAAUGACGGACCAGGACACCAGGAGGAUGAUCAAACUGAGAGCUGCUAACGAGGCGUUGUUCACCGGGAGGAGAAACGCUGCCAAAGCUGCCUGGAAGGCCAUCCUGAAGGAGCUGGGGCUGCAGGGGAAAGUCUCAACCUACCAGAUGGCAAAGAAAUGGGACAAUCUGAAGAGGAGAUACAAGGAUCUGAAGUAUCCUCCUGUUGGGAUGGAGAACGUAGCAGACAGCACGUCCUCCUGGCCGUGGUUUAACCUGAUGAAUGAAGCCAUGGAGGGCCGCCUGACGGGCAGCGCCCCCCUCCUCACCCCCGUCACCCAGGACGACGAGCAGCACCCCGACCCCGCCCCCAGACACAGGUCCAGGCCCGCCCCUCCCCCUCCCCCCUCAUCCUCCUCGGACUACGGACAGGAGGCGUUCAGCGACGCCGGCGAGCAGAACCAGCGCGUCUCAGAGGCGUGUGACGGGCCGCUGGGAGGACUGGAGAGGGAGUGGGAGAUGGUGGAGAGGGAUAGGGCAGCGCUGGAGCGAGACAGGGAGAUGGUGGAGAGAGACAGGGCGUCGGUGGAGAGAGAGAGGGCGGCAGUGCAGGCCGAGAGGCUGUGGCUGGAGAGGGAGAGGGCGGCGGUGGAGCGGGACAGAGCCAUGGUGGAGCAGGAGAGGGCCACGCUGGGCCGAGAGAGGGAGGUGCUGGACCAGAGGGCCUUGAUGCUGAACUCUGUAGGACACUCUGGACACCUCAACUCCCUCAUGUAGUCCAGCUGGGGACGUAGACCGUCCCUGUAGAGACAUUCUGGUCUGUGGUGGAGGUCUGGACCUUGUAAACCUCACUGACAGACCACACAGGAAACAUAGACCUGGUUGGUCUUCCUCACAGAGCUGGUCUUGGAGACGUACACCACCUGUGGAUGUAGACCAUUUCAACAGGAGGGCUGCACACUUCAUUAAAUCUCGUUCAGCCUC
Messenger RNA from Sebastes umbrosus (honeycomb rockfish), 3094 nucleotides. RefSeq lists its product as uncharacterized. The transcript has 13 exons. Bases 524 to 2887 code for a protein of 787 amino acids. The record is from RefSeq and is a predicted model, not a curated record. NCBI's taxonomy places the organism in Eukaryota, Metazoa, Chordata, Actinopteri, Perciformes, Sebastidae.